Molecule: messenger RNA, 1198 nt
Organism: Cherax quadricarinatus
Lineage: Eukaryota; Metazoa; Arthropoda; Malacostraca; Decapoda; Parastacidae
Source: RefSeq, a predicted model, not a curated record
GAGUACCCUCCCUCAUCCCUAACAGCAGCAAAGAGUUUUCAAGCAGUGGUGGGGACAUUAAAUGCUUCAGCAGGACUUGGUCGCUGCCAGGUCUUUGUUCGAGACUUCGUUGUCACUCAGAUAGUAGGAAAGGAUCCCAGCGAGAUAUGGCAGAUUGAACAGCCACUGGAGCUGCUUAAGGAUAUUCUGGCUCGAAGUGGCUAUGCAGAGCCUGAAUCAAGACUAAUGCUUCAAUCUGGAAAAAACACUAUUCAAGCAGUGUAUCAAGUUGGGGUCUAUUCUAACAAGACCUUUUUGGGCUCAGGUUAUGGUGAGACUAUAGAAACAGCUGUGGAACAAGCAGCUCAUGAUGCUUUGAGAAGACUUUUCCACAUAACAGAGACCAGGGACCCUCUACCAUUUGGCAAAGAUGCUGAUAACAUUGCACUUAAAGAAACAAAUGUGUAUAUAAAUGAGUGGAUAAUUAAUAAAACACAAAACAUUAUAAAUUGCUAGUAUAAAAUCAGUUAAUAUUUUUGUGUAUGCUACACGCAUUUUGAAUUUUCAUUUUAUAUAACAAUAGAUAAACUACCAUAAAUUUAAUGUUGAUGCACUGUUGUAAUUUUCCGUCUCACUAUUUUUCAGGUCAUCAUUAAUCAUGAACAUUGUAAAGCGUGCAGCAAAACAGUAAUUUGAUAAAGAAUACAAUAGUACCUCGAGUUACAAACUUAAUUUGUUCCAGAAGGCUGUUCGAGUGCCGAUACCCAACAAAUUUGUUCCCAUAAGGAAUGAUGUAAAUUAGAUUAGUCUGAUUCAGACCCAUAAAAAUACGCUUACAAAAAUACACUUACAUAAUUGUUCGAGUUGGGAGCUAUUCGAAACUCGAGGUACCACUGUAAGGCCAUAGUUCUUGAAGAUAGUUUGUAUUAAUAUUGUAUUCAUUAUAGUAGUAGUCACUAAGCAUAUUAUAUGAACAUUUUAUGAAGUUAGAUGUACAGUCAUAGGCAAAAAAUUCUUCAUGCCUGAAGCUGAACUACUGGAAUGAAUCUACAGGUUACUGGAGCCUGCUUAAGGCUCAGCACAACUUCAAGUAGGCAUGUAUUGGGACUUUCGACUGUAACUGUUCAGUACUACAAAGUUGAUAAAAAAUGAAAAUAUUUAAUAUACAGUUAAAUAUUACAGACUACAAGUAAUUUAUUUGUUUUUAUGUAAUAUAAUG